Messenger RNA from Oppia nitens, 1374 nucleotides. RefSeq lists its product as uncharacterized. Gene Ontology annotation, biological process: regulation of DNA-templated transcription. The coding region runs from base 34 to 1314 and encodes 426 amino acids. Lineage: Eukaryota; Metazoa; Arthropoda; Arachnida; Sarcoptiformes; Oppiidae. The transcript has 4 exons. The record is from RefSeq and is a predicted model, not a curated record. Gene Ontology annotation, molecular function: sequence-specific DNA binding; zinc ion binding; DNA-binding transcription factor activity.
GAGAAAGCCCCAUUAUUAUUAAGUUGAAUCGCGAUGAACCAACUGUGUAAGGUGUGUGGAGAACCUGCAGCAGGAUAUCAUUUUGGCGCUUUCACUUGCGAGGGCUGUAAGUCAUUUUUUGGUCGCACAUACAAUAAUCUGUCGGCACUGGGAGAGUGUAAAAACAAUGGUCAGUGCGUUAUCAACAAAAAGAACAGAACCUCCUGUAAGAGCUGUCGGCUCAAGAAGUGUCUGGUCGUCGGUAUGUCUAAGAGUGGUUCCCGUUACGGCCGGCGAUCCAAUUGGUUUAAAAUACAUUGUCUCAUACAAGACCAACAAGAGAUGACAAACCGACUACAAGAACAGGGAGUAAUGGCCACCAAUAGCCAGAUCGCUCACGCGUUUGCCGAAAACAAAGAUCUCUUAUCGCAGUACAAGAGCAGCGACUCAUUCAGGGAAACGAGUAGCGCCUCAUCCGUCCAUCACGGAGUGUCGCCGCGGGCCGCGUCACCCAACUCUAGCGACGGCUCGGUUGGCGGUCACCUAUCAUCGCCUUAUCCGACAAUAUUCGACACCAAACCAAAUGGCUAUUCGUCGUCCCGAUUCGGCACAACCAGUCCAUCAUCAUAUCUGGACGCUCGCAAAGAAGUCAACAACAAUUUCCGAUUGCACGGCUCGCACGGUCUGCCGCUGUCGCCGGUAUCGCCGCUGUCGCCGUUGAGCGCCGCAGCCACUGCUCGCUUCCUAUUUCACAAUUCACACGCCGCGGCCGCCGGCGCACUGUUCGGUAAAGGUAUGAACGGUUUGCACGCCUUUCACGACAUGUCUAAACUGUAUAAUGGAAAUCAUCUGAACUUUGCCGCCUAUCAAUCGAUGGGCCUACCGAUCCAUGCCAUGCAACCGGUGCUCAGCAAAGCCAAUAUCAAAGAACAGACAGACAUCAACCAGAAUAUCGGCGGCGGCGAGUGCUAUGGCGGUGAUGUACCCGAACAGGAGCGGCCAAUUGAUCUCUCGGUCAAAACUAAUACUAAUAUCGGCAACUUAUUGAGUGAGACGGCACUACUCAAAAACCUCAGCAAAUCAUCGAAACAAUCGCUCGGCGAUCACGACUCAGGAUUUUCGCCGAGCAGUAAUGAGGACAACCAUCGCGUCAAUACUUCACCGUUAGAUUUGACGGCCAAACGAUCGACACCCGACCCACCGAUUAAUAAACCAAAUGAUAGACAACAACAUAAGCAGCACUUAGAUAGUGAUGUCGACGAUGAUGAUGAUAAUGAUGACGAUGAUGACGAUGACGAUGAACAGCACAUGGAGUUUAAUAGAGACAACAAAUGACAUUUAAAAUUGUUUUUUUAAAAAAAAUUAGAUUUAUAUAUAUAUUAAAUAAAUAAAUAA